CCUAAUUGUUCAGAAAAUCAACUUCAAUAGACAAGCAAUGUCAUAUUCCCGAACUCUCAAGUACAUUUUCGGGUUAAGAUCCGACCCAUUUUCUUCUUCUGCGAAUUCGCUCUACAUCUCCAUCUCUCGAUGUCCUCCGAUUCCGUCUCAGCACCGAUCAAUCACCUCCACAGCGACGCGGCAUGGAUGGAUGGAUUCGAUCAAAGGUGUCUUUACAGGAAACAAGGACACUCCUGUGGAACAAUCGAAUCUCCCCGUUGAAGAAUUCACUCUUCUCCGAUUCGCUGAUGAACUGAAGAAUGCUAAGAGGUUAGGGAAGUUCAAGCAGUACAUCGUAGGUCGAAGCAGCGAGGCCACUUUUGCAGAUGCAUUCGAGAAGCAAGAAGCUAUUAUGAGGUAUCUUGGAGCUCGUGAUGCUACAGGGGAGAAUCUGCAAGCAAGUCACAAGCAAGAUGCGGCUAAGAAUUGCAACUGCACCAUUGCGGAUGUGGAGAAUACUCUGUCUAAGUUUACUUGGGCAAGACAAGCUCAUAAGAAGAUGACAGAGUUGAAAGAUGGAGGCAAGCCAUUACCAAAGAAUAUGGGAGAGCUGCAAAAAAUGAUGGGGUCAACCCCUAUGGACAUGGCGAGAUCAAACUUGGCCAAAAGUGGGCAGAUCAGCCGCAAUGCACUUUGUCCCUGUGGUUCCAAAAAGAGAUAUAAAAGAUGUUGCGCGAAGGAUUGAAGAAGCAGAAGUUGAACGAACGUAAACAUCCAGAGAUGGAGUUCGAUCGAUCAGCUGUUGGAGUUUGUUUGUUAGACUAAGCCAGCUACAGAAUCUAUGAGCUUUGUUUUAGCUCUUUCUUGGCUUCAUUUGUUUUUCUUAUGGUGUUUUUGAACUUCAUGAGUUGAGAGAAUAAAAGUACGAUUUUUUUGCAGAUUUGAGCGCUUUGCUAGAUUGUUAGAUUCUCCGCUGCACAUAAACAAAGAGAGAUAAGAAAUACAAC
Eruca vesicaria subsp. sativa (arugula) is the source of this 986-nucleotide messenger RNA. Lineage: Eukaryota; Viridiplantae; Streptophyta; Magnoliopsida; Brassicales; Brassicaceae. The record is from the annotation of a GenBank genome assembly.